AUGCACACGCGCUUGCGCACACACCACACCCCCGCUCCCCCAGUCCGGACUAACGGACCUGCUCCUCUCGCUCCGGCGGGUCCUCGGGGCCAACUCCCGGGAGAAGGGGCGUUCUGUCUCAGCGGGCGCCAGCUGGGCAAGGCUCUGCAAGUCUCGCCCUAUCUCCGCUGCUUCCAGUGCGGGGAUUCAAGCCCAGAGCCUCUGACUGCCGCGCGAUCGCAGCCGACCCGAAGCUCAGGGACUGUCCCCGCGGCGCCGCCUCCUGGCUGUGAGCCCGGCUUCCCGGCCCAACACCCGCGCCGGGGCCCCGCGACAGCCGGGCUCUCACGGCCCUCCCCGCCGCCUCCCGCGCCCGCCCUCCUCUCCCUCCUCCCAGCUCGCCUGUGGUCCGCCGCCCGCCGCCCGCCGCCCGAGGUCCGCCCCUAUCCCGGUCGGCAGGCGGGCGCGCACAGCAGCGCGGAGCCACCGCUGCCUUGCUGCCCCGGCCCCACGCGCACUCAUUCACCCAGCGCUGCCAAUCAGCGGCAGGAGAACCGGCGCCUGGUUCUCAGCCUGGCGCUAGCAACCACACGCUCCGAGGGCCGCUCAGCGCACACACCCACAAGCUCGCCAUUCUGGGGAAACACCCUCCGGUGA
Microtus ochrogaster (prairie vole) is the source of this 636-nucleotide messenger RNA. Its product is annotated as atherin-like. The transcript is spliced from 2 exons. The record is from RefSeq and is a predicted model, not a curated record. The coding region runs from base 1 to 636 and encodes 211 amino acids. Lineage: Eukaryota; Metazoa; Chordata; Mammalia; Rodentia; Cricetidae.